Aspergillus neoniger CBS 115656 is the source of this 3162-nucleotide messenger RNA. RefSeq lists its product as uncharacterized. The record is from RefSeq and is a predicted model, not a curated record. The transcript has 4 exons. Bases 138 to 3128 code for a protein of 996 amino acids. NCBI's taxonomy places the organism in Eukaryota, Fungi, Ascomycota, Eurotiomycetes, Eurotiales, Aspergillaceae.
GUUCGUUUCUUAUUUGCAUCCCUUGCUUCUUUGCUUCCCUUUCUCGACUCUCUUUUCUAAAUCUUCUUUCUUUUCUUCCACCAGCCCUCAUGCCCACGUGGGCCAUUUAAAGCCAAGCAAAACAGCCCGAGGCCAUCAUGGCCGACGAACGAACCACGCAGGAAUCCCCCCCGACAUGGUCGGAUUCGGACAGUGCUCCUCCCGCCAUUGCUGAGAAGAAACGCCGGUUACCCCCGUUUCUGGACCAUUUCAAUGGUCGCGAUCUCAAGAUCUUCUUUCGAUGCUGGGUCGCCGUCUGGGUGGCUUGUUUGUUGAUCUUCAUCCAUCCCUCGCUGGAAAGCAUCGGCACUGCAACCUUUUUCGCAGCUCUCGUAUUAUUGUUUCUACCUCCAUCCGGAAUCGUAUUCGUCUAUCUUUUGGGUGCGCUGUCCUUGUUCAUCGGUAUCUGUCUGGCUUGGGCAUGGGGCGUCAUCACCAUGAAGGCUGCUCAGGCAGCUAGACCAGCGGCCGAAACGCAGGCUAAAGUGGCCGCCCUGCAGCAGACGGCUGUGUCACAGGCCCAGAACUCGACCUACUCCGCUACUGAAAUAGCGCAGCGAUUGGUUUACGAAGGGUACAUGCUAGAUGCGCGCGUCACUGCCGUGACCUUUUGCCUCAUCUGCACUUUUGUUUAUUUCAUGGCGCGUCUUCGGGCCAGCAAUCCCAAAGCAACUUUGACGGCUAUAUUUGGCAUUAUCAUCUCGGAUCUUUUCCUGAACUACACUCCACUUCUACCCUCUUUCUCAGGAACCUUACCCCUAACUCUCGUCAAACCUGCCGCAAUUGGGGUCGGGCUCGGUCUAGCGUGCUCAAUCCUCUUCUUUCCUCAAUCGACAUCGCAUGUGGUUUUGGAUAGUAUGGAGGAUAUCGUCCGACUCCUCCAAGUUCCACUAGCAAUGACAGCAAAUACACUCUGCAAGAAGGAAGAACAACCGAAUCCCGACGAUCUGCGCAUGACACAGGGUGGGAUCAUCCAGAAAUAUAAAAGCAUGGAACCAUCCUUAGCGUUCCUGCCUCUGGACUUUUCUGUAGGCUGUUGGGGGGCUGAAGAUGUUGCCUCCUUCCAGGGCCAUUUGCGAGACGUACUUGUUGCAGUUUUAUCCCUUCUCGACUUUCACAUUGGCCGGAUCGUGGGAGAGGCUCGCACGCAGGAUGUGCUGCGUAAGUAUGUUGAUAAGACUCCGGACGAGGAUGAGAAACAUACGCGCGAGGUUGGCGCGCAUCAGCUCACACAGCUUGCACAACUGCUGGAUGGAUUCCGCAGCCCGGACAGCCACCCGCUGCGCAAGGAGGUCGUCCAAGAGCUAGUCAAGACAAGCGCGACCGCCAUAGAUGCCUGUGCAGAGGGGCUGAGCGUCGUGCAAGAGUGUAUUCACCUGGUGAAUUGUCGGCGCUGGUUCAAAAGGCCAUCCCAGGCUGAGCGCGAGCAGCUACAGCAACGCUGUGAGAAGGCACUUGAGGCAUUAAACAAGGCCCGUUCGGUCUUUAUCAAUGAAAUGAGCGACAUCCUGAUCAGACAACACGAAAAACAGACACUUGACGAAGCCCAUCACUUCCGGCCACUCAUGUUCGUUUUAGUCUUCGAGGAGCACAUUUCCAACACCGUGCAGAAGACCGAGGCACUGCUCGCGCGGGUAUCUACGGUCUUCCAAGAAUCAACUAAGAUCCGCGUAUACCUGCCAACCCGGUUCAGAUACGCCGCAUCAUGGGCCUCGUCGAAUGAGGUCAAGGCACCAGGGUCCGAGGGUACCGAAGACGAUCCGGAUCGCGUCAGCGCCGACGACGUUACCAAAGCAGCACAAGAGAAGCUGCGUGUUACCCGCGGAUUCCGCACGAAGCCACGCCCUCCUCUCAGUCGAGCCAUCCUGGGAACCUACCACUGGUUUACCUGCGAUGAAGGCCUGUAUGCCAUACGUAUGGUUGUCGUCACGAUCGCCCUGGGCAUUCCGGGCGUGAUCCCUCACAGUGCGGGUUUCUACUACCGUGCGAAGGGACUUUGGGCGCUGAUUAUGGGGCAGACGGGUCUGCUCGUGUACAUGGCGGAUUUUACCUUCUCCUUGAUCGCAAGAGUCAUUGGAACCGUCAUCGGCGGAGUUUUGGGGCUGCUGGCUUGGUAUAUUGGCUCCGCAAAUGGUCCGGGCAAUCCGUAUGGGCUGUCUGCUAUCACCGCCGCAAUCCUAGUCAUCCUUGUCUGGAUUAGACUAUAUCUGCCGCCGGCCCUGAUGCAGGGAGGUAUCAUCGGUGGAGCCACAUUUCUGCUAGUCAUCGCGUAUAGCUACGACGAUACCCACAUCCCCCAAUACGGCAACCCAGGAGUAGGCUACAACGUCUUCUGGCGACGUCUACUCCUCGUCCUCGUCGGCGUCGCCGCAUCCGCCAUCCUGCAAAUCCUCCCCCGGCCACCAUCGGCCUCCCGACACGUUUGUAAAACCCUCUCCCGCGCCAUGCGCACCCUAUCCACGCAUUACGCCCUCCUCCUCACCGUUUGGGCCCAAGACUCCACCGAAGGUAGGAGGCUCGCCGAACCUCUCUCCCUGCAACUCGCCGAAACCCUCGUCGCACUCGACGGACCCAUCAAACUCCUCGGGUUCGAGUUCUCCAGCUCGCGCUUCGACAGCGCCUCCCUCGCUAAAGUGAACUCCCUCUGCCGCAGCCUCAACCGCCAGCUCAGCCGCCUCCUACUCCUCUCUUCAUCCCUACCUCAGGAAUUCCAAGAGCAACUAGCCCGUCAGACGGGACUCCUGGACCACCGCCUCAUCGGCCAGGUCAUGGCGGUGAUGGGUCUCUGCGAACAGGCCCUGAAAACGGGCGACGCGUUACCGGAGAUCCUUCCGACGCCGUUGUUCAAGCAGGCAGUGGAUAAUUGGUCGAGAGGUCGGCAUGGUCAGGAAGAGCAGGUUAUUUCGGGUGAGAUGAUGCGCGAUGAAGGGUAUAGACGGUUCUGUGUUGCUGCGAGUGCGUACUUUGGGUUUUUGAUCACCGUAGAUGAGAUGGUGUUGGUCGUGAAGGGAGUGUUGGGAGAGGCGCAUUUGGUGGGUGGUUUGGGAAGUAGGGAAGGGGGGUGGUUGUUGGGGGAUGUGGAGGUGUGAAUGAAGAACCAGAUUUAUAAUAGAUUGGUGAUAG